Molecule: messenger RNA, 2475 nt
Organism: Fragaria vesca subsp. vesca
Lineage: Eukaryota; Viridiplantae; Streptophyta; Magnoliopsida; Rosales; Rosaceae
Exons: 3
Coding region: 34-2112 (692 amino acids)
Source: RefSeq, a predicted model, not a curated record
CCUAGAGAGAGAAAGAAAGAGAAAGAGUGAGUGAUGAAAGGAGGAGGAGAAAGUAGGGGUGAAGAAGCAGAAAAGGAGGAAAAUUUGGGUUUGGGGGAAAAGUUGGCAAGAAGGAGAAGGGUAUUGAUUAGAAAAAGCAGCAGAGGUGGCCCAUCCACUCCAGUGUUGUCCUCAUGGAGUCUCUACCCUUUUGGCCAGGAACAACAACACCAACCCAUCAUUGAAGACGCUCUCUUAACUGCUGCUACUGAUCACACUUGUGUCUCUGCUAGAAAGCUGGGAGCUGCUCUUUGGGAGUUUCAGAACUACUUCCCACUCUCAAAGAUGCACAGAGGCAAUGGUGUUCCUCCACCGCCUAGGCAGCAGCGCCGCCACCACCACCUCGGCAAGGACAAGGGCACUCUUGACCUUUCCAACUUUUUGGCUGAUAAUUGUCCCAGUUCUCCUGACCAGCCAGCAAGUGCAAGCAGUUUAACGAGGCAUAUAGCUGCGUCACUGAUGCAACAUCACCGAUCAAUUGGAAGGAAUAACAAUCACCUUUUACAACCUGUAUCUCCUGCAAGCUAUGGUAGUUCAAUGGAGGUGGCACCUUAUAACCCUGCAGUUACUCCCACCAGUUCUUUAGACUUUAAGGGAAGAAUUGGUGAGUCCCAUUAUAAUCUCAAAACAUCAACAGAAUUGCUGAAAGUCUUGAACCGGAUUUGGAGUUUGGAGGAACAGCAUACAUCCAAUAUAGCACUGAUAAAAGCACUGAAAGCAGAGUUGGAUCAUGCCCGUGUCAAGAUCAAAGAUUUGGUUCGGGUACGACAAGCUGAUAGACAUGAGCUAGACAAUUUGAUGAAGCAAAUUGGAGAAGAUAAACUAGUUAGGAAGAGCAAAGAACAGGAUCGGAUUCAUGCUGCAGUUCGGUCUGUGAGGGAUGAACUAGAAGAUGAGAGAAGGUUAAGAAAACGAUCAGAAAGCCUACACAGAAAGUUAGCGCGAGACCUCUCUGAGGUGAAAUCUUCUCUUUCCAAUUCCCUGAGAGAGCUUGAAAGUGAGAGGAAAUCGAGGAAGUUGUUGGAAGACCUAUGUGAUGAGUUUGCUAAAGGCAUAAAAGACUAUGAACAAGAGGUGCAUUUUUUGAAACAGAAAUCUGACAAGGAUCGGACUGGAAACUCUGACCGUGAUCGGUUGAUUCUGCAUGUAUCUGAAUCAUGGCUGGAUGAACGGAUGCAGAUGCAGCUAGAACAAACUGAGUGUGGUCUUCCAGAGAGGAAUUCAGUAGUGGACAAACUAAGCCUUGAAAUAGAGACUUUCCUUCGAGCUAAACAUAUGAAUAACACUCUUAAGAAUACUGAAAGUCUGUUGCCAAGGGAUCGUCGAAAGAAUUCAAUGGAAUCUUUUCCGAUUAAUGAGGUUGUGAGUGCCCCUCAAGAUGCAGGUGAUGAAGAAGAUUCUUUAGGCAGUGACUCACAUUGUUUCGAGCUCAAUAAACCGAGCAACAGUGACUUCAAAUUGCAAGUGGAGGAAGCUGUAGAGAAUGGUAUUGAUGAAAAGGUGAAGUCAGAUCACUCGAAGAAAAAACCUGCCUCUUCUGACAGAGUAAGAAGCCGCACUCCAUCUAGCUUGCAAGUUAAGUUUGAAGAACAGAUGGCUUGGGCCUUGUCAUCUAGUGAAAAUAUGAAAUCCCAAGUGGUAAAUUCAGAGCAGGGGAAAGCUGAAGAAGUGAAGCAAACUGAAAUAAGCAUGUCUCAAAAAUCUGAACAUUGUGAAGCCACAGAAGAUGAAACUUACAAAAAGGGCAAUAAACAAGAUGAAAGACAUGGUUCUAAUCCGAAUUACAUGGCUGAAAACCAUAUCAGAAAUCAACUUCUGAUAUCAGAUGGUGGGCAUGUACUUCCUGAAAAUAAUUUGAACGAGGCUUCUUGCAGUAAUACUGGAUGGAGGAAUCAGGCAAGUCCAGUACGACAAUGGAUGGCAAAACUAACCUCACCAGCUCUCGACAUAUCUGAUUCUUCUUCCAAGUUGCCUCUGCGGAAAAGGGAAAAUACCUUGAAGGCAAAGCUCCUUGAAGCAAGGUCUAAAGGACAACGUUCAACACGAACAAAAGCUUUCAAAAGUACCUCUUAAGCUUCUUUGAAACUGUAAGCAUUAACGCCACUCUGAAAGGGCCCUGCUGGUUGGUGAUUGUUGCUUAUUGUGGAUAUUGACAUGGUAUUCUCUGAAAAUGCACAUCUCUGUCUCUCUGGUGAGUUCAAAAGAGAAGCUGUAAUCUGUAAUUCUGUAUACCAGUGUAAUGUUAUAUAUUGCUACAAAGCCUACAGAAAUCAUAAGAAGUUGAAGAACAACAGUUUUGGGUUAUGAUUUCUGAGAUGUAAAUGCAAACUUAGUUCCACAUAGAUUUGCGACAACCUUAAGAUGGAUUUAUGUUUUGUCACAUACUCACCUUCACAUCAGCUUAAUAUUAUUUAACUAAUUUCACUUUUAUUUUCC